Corapipo altera (White-ruffed manakin) is the source of this 1065-nucleotide messenger RNA. RefSeq names its product basic proline-rich protein-like. The record is from RefSeq and is a predicted model, not a curated record. The transcript is spliced from 3 exons. NCBI's taxonomy places the organism in Eukaryota, Metazoa, Chordata, Aves, Passeriformes, Pipridae. The annotation marks the transcript as partial.
GUCAAUGUUGGGUCAAGAGACAAUUUUCGGUCAAGAGGGGUCAAUGUUGGGUCAAGGUGGGUCAAUUUUAGGUCAAGGUGGGGCGAUGUUGGGUCAAGAGGCGCCGUUGGCACGAAGGGCGUCGCCUUUGGAACUGGAGAUGGCGCCCUGGGGACAAAGCAGGUCAUUGUUGAGCCAGGACAGGUCAUUGUUGACCCAAGACCCAUCAUCAUUGACUCAGGACAGGAACGGUCAUCGUUGACCCAAAGCAGGUCAUCGUUGACCCAAGACAGGUCAUCGUUGACCCAGGACACGUCAUCGUUGACCCAAAGAACGUCCCCUUUGGAGCUCGAGGUGGCCCCGUGGGGACAAACCAGGUCCCCGCCGGCCCAAGAGCCGCCGCUGGCCCGAGGGACGUCACCGUUGGGACAGGAGGUGACACCGGGGGGACAAGAGAGGCCACCAGGGGCGGCUCCUUUGUCACCGGAGACGACCCCGUGGGGACAACCCGGGCCGUCGUUGGCCCGAAGAACGUCCCCUUUGGGACAGGAGGUGACACCGGGGGGACAAGGGACGUCCCCUUUGGUGCCAGGGACGUCCCCGUGGGCGCGGGGGGUGGCACCUGCCCCGGGGACGUCCCCAAGGACACGACCGAUGUCACCUGGGCCACCAGAAUCGGCGCCUGGGCCACCAGAGACACCCCCAAGGACACAACUGAUGUCACCUGGGCCACCAGAAUCGGUGCCUGGGCCACCAGAGACACCCCCAAGGACACAACUGAUGUCACCUGGGCCACCAGAAAUGUCCCCUGGGCCACCAGAGAUGUCCCCAAGGACACGAGGGACGUCCCCUGUGGCACCAGCGCUGCCCCCAAGGCCACCAGUGAUGUCCCCUGGGCCACCAGAGGUGACACCUGGGCCACCAGUGAUGUCACCCGGGCCACCAGUGAUGUCACCUGGGCCACCAGAGGUGACACCUGGGCCACCAGUGAUGUCACCUGGGCCACCAGAGGUGUCCCCUGGGCCACCGGCGCCGUCCCCUUUGUCCCUCGGGGGGGCCCAGUGGCCGGACGUGCCCCCCCCCGGG